AUGUCCCAGCCCACUGACACCCCCAACGUGGCCAAGCUCUCGCUAGAAGACGAAGAUGGAGAGGACCUCUUCGCAAGUCCCGAAAGCGGAGCAACGACCCAAAAGCAAACACCGACUUCCAACGCCUCUUCCACACAGAAAGCACGCCCGCGCAGCCAAUCCGAAGCACGAGAAGCCCGCUUACAGGCGGAACUCGAGCGUGUCCACGAGAUCAACCGCGUCAUUGAGGGCGUGACUGCGAGCCUAGAGAAGGCGAAGGCCAAUAUGAGCACUGUUCAACGCACGGUAGAGAAUGCGAGUACGCUGCUGGCCACUUGGACGCGGAUAUUGAGCCAGAGCGAGCAUAAUCAGCGGCUGAUACUGGAUCCGAAUUGGCAGGGCGCGACUCAGGACUUAGAGGAUGCGGAGAAUGAGGACUUGAGACGGCAGCAGGAGGCCGAAAAGAGGACGGCGGAUGAGCAGAGGCGGAGGGAGGAGACGGCGAGGAGGGCAGAGGAGGAAGAGACGAGGCGGAGUCUUGCUGCUGGAUCUUCCAGUCGAGGCGGGCUGAACAAAGUGCGGAGUGUAAGAGGGUCAAGCGGUGUUGGCCGAGCGUAUACGACAGUCGGCGGGCAGACGGGACGAGGGAGAGGGACUACGGGCGCGAGAGGGAGCGGUAUUGGAAGGGGUGCGAGUAUGGGGAGAGGCAGGGGUAGAGGGGUCGGAUGA
This is a messenger RNA of Baudoinia panamericana UAMH 10762, 708 nucleotides long. RefSeq lists its product as uncharacterized. Gene Ontology annotation, biological process: mitotic cell cycle. The record is from RefSeq and is a predicted model, not a curated record. NCBI's taxonomy places the organism in Eukaryota, Fungi, Ascomycota, Dothideomycetes, Mycosphaerellales, Teratosphaeriaceae. The coding region runs from base 1 to 708 and encodes 235 amino acids. Gene Ontology annotation, cellular component: mitotic spindle; DASH complex. The transcript has a single exon.